ACGAAUGCUGGCUUCUACAAGGAGUCUCUUGGAAUUCUCUGUACGCCUUAGAAGAGCAGUCUUCCAGCUAGCGUCCACAGCUGAGUCUUCUAGUUUGCUUCGUGAGUAGGUGGCGACAAUAGAAUCCAAGUUCCUCUCUGCAGAGUUAACUACCGACAUGGACGGUAGCGACGGCGAGAAACCGAAUGGUAGUGAGCUAAACUCUGACAACAGUCAAGAAGCAAUGUCAGAAGAACUUGCUAUGAUAGUGGAUGCCUUAAAUGCUGUGGACAGAGACGCCGAUAAUCCAGCACAAGAUGAAGGCGUCGAGAUGAUUAGCCUCGAAAAGAGCUCUUGGGAGGCGAACGACAGCGACAACGAACGGCAAAGUAGAAGGUCAGAUACACUGCCGCUCGCGGAUGCUGGAUGGCAGUGCAGACGUGGUUCUGAUGAUACAGCCGGGCACCACACGGACGCAGCAACAGCACAGGCAGAAUCGUUACAGAGCAACUUACCAGUCAGAAAACCCAAGAGUGUUGCAGUGAUGGUUGUUCUAAGCAAGUGUUCCUGUGGGUCCUACCUCAAGACUGGCACCAUCAUCACUUCUGUCUUCUGUCUGGUUUUGUGCCUUGUGGAGAUAGCAACAUUACCGUACAUUUCGCUCACCAUUGAUACUGAUAUGAACAGGCUGAAGCCAGUUAUUUUGACACAAAUCGUUAUAGGCUUCGCGCUGUCCAUUAUCCGUAUUGUCUGUAGCAUACUUCUCCUCACUGGAGCCAUUCAGAAGAAGGCUGGCAUGCUUCUUCCAUGGAUGGCUGUGGAAGCCGUCGUGGAUGUAGGAACGGCUGUAGUAGGCAUUAUCUUAUGCAUUGCUCAUUUCCCACAUCCCCACACGGCUUUCAUCGGCUCUAUUGAGUAUGCCUUUACCGUCAUCUAUGUGUUGUUGGGUGGGUACGUCCUCAUAGUUGUCUACAGCUACUACCAGACUCUACGUACCAACUCAGGUUCUGUCAGGCUGUUAGAGGACAGCGAGACUGCAGAGAUGUGAAGGAAGGUGACUAGUGUUGACAGCUUAAUUCUCCAUUACUUAUGUGAAAUGUGCCACUGAUGGAAUUACUGCUGGCUCUGAUUCUUACUUGUGCAUACAUCUGUCAAUGUGGAAGGAACCAAAGGUAUCAGUUUUCUCUUCUGUUUUUGCCUGCGCAUCUACCAUCCAGGCAUAACGUUUAUAAUGAAUAGUGUCUAUAUUUCAGAAGCCAUAUAUCUCUGACGCAACUUGCCCUUCCCAUUUUCACAAACAGAUAAUUCCGUAACUGAUUCCAGAUAGCACAGAAGUGUUCAGGUAUUAAUUUUGCACUUUUUCAUAGAAAUUCGUGUAUACCAUCCUCAACUGUUGCUUCUGGGAAAGGGUAAUUCACUAUGUGCUUUUCAAUGAACUCAGACAAACGUUAAUUUCUGCCACUGCAGUUCUAUUUUUGUAAGUGACUAAUGAACAUGUGCUUUGUAGGACAAAAUGUGAGAUGUUCCAGCUGUCUAAUGUUUCUGACUGAAGAUUA
Molecule: messenger RNA, 1535 nt
Organism: Schistocerca serialis cubense
Lineage: Eukaryota; Metazoa; Arthropoda; Insecta; Orthoptera; Acrididae
Exons: 6
Coding region: 158-1027 (289 amino acids)
Source: RefSeq, a predicted model, not a curated record